Messenger RNA from Ricinus communis (castor bean), 4478 nucleotides. RefSeq names its product transcription initiation factor TFIID subunit 2. NCBI's taxonomy places the organism in Eukaryota, Viridiplantae, Streptophyta, Magnoliopsida, Malpighiales, Euphorbiaceae. Gene Ontology annotation, molecular function: metallopeptidase activity; zinc ion binding; chromatin binding. Gene Ontology annotation, biological process: transcription initiation at RNA polymerase II promoter. The record is from RefSeq and is a predicted model, not a curated record. The transcript has 25 exons. Gene Ontology annotation, cellular component: transcription factor TFIID complex. The coding region runs from base 69 to 4316 and encodes 1415 amino acids.
AUAAAUAAACCCCAUUUCCCUCCCAAUCAAGCGCGCUAAUACACAUCUAUACCACAUUACACUCAGCCAUGGCGAAGCCGCGCAAGCCGAAGAACGAAGACUCGAAGCCGGAUAACUCCGGAGCUGUAGUCCGUCAUCAAAAGCUCUGCCUCUCUAUUGACAUUGAUAAGCGCCAAAUCUACGGGUACACAGAAUUGGAAAUUGCAGUGCCAGAUAUAGGGAUAGUAGGGCUACAUGCGGAGAAUUUAGGGAUAGAGAAUGUGUUUGUGGAUGGAGAGGCUACGGAGUUUGAAUAUUAUCCACGUCAGCAAAAUGUGGAAAGUGAAAAGAGAUGGAGUUGGGUGACUAAUACUAGUGCAGCUGCUGAUGCUGCUGGUUCUGCUUACGUGUCUGCUCUUGAGAAAGAAUUGGUUCCCAAUUUGCUUAUUAAUUGCUGUAAAGCCGCUUUUAGGGCUCCUAAUGAACAACAACAACAUGAUCAAUUGAGCUUCGAUAGCGGUGCUGAUGCUAAUAAGCAGAAUGUGAAACUAGUUCGUAUCGUUUAUUGGGUAGAGAAAGCAGAGACAGGAAUUCAUUUUAAGGAUAACGUGCUUCACACUGAUAACCAGAUAAGGCGUGCAAGGUGCUGGUUCCCUUGUUUUGAUGAAGGUUCUCAGCGUUGCUGCUUUGAUCUGGAGUUCACCGUUGCCCAUCACCUUGUUGCAGUUAGUACUGGAAGUUUACUGUACCAGGUUUUGAGCAAGAAUGAUCCUCCUCACAAAACGUAUGUCUACAGAUUAGAUGUUCCUGUAACUGCUCAAUGCAUAUCAUUAGUGGUUGCACCAUUUGAAAUCCUUCCUGAUCCCUACGUGGGUUUCAUAUCGCAUAUGUGCUUGCCAGCUAAUAUGUCAAAGCUUCAGAACACUGUGGAGUUUUUCCAUAAUGCAUUCAACCAUUAUGAAGAGUACCUUGAUGCAAAAUUUCCAUUUGGAUCAUACACGCAAGUUUUUUUAGCUCCUGAGAUGGCUGUAUCCUCAUCAAGUUUAGGAGCCUCUGUUGGCAUCUUUAGUUCUCAAGUUCUAUAUGAUGAGAGAGUUAUUGAUCAGACUAUAGAUACAAGCAUUAAACUAGCAUUUGCACUUGCAAAACAGUGGUUUGGAGUUUAUAUAGUCCCCGAUGAACCCAAUGAUGAGUGGCUGCUGGAUGGGCUCUCUGGUUUUCUCACGGAUUUGUUUGUCAAGAAAUUUUUAGGAAAUAAUGAGGCGCGCUACAGGAGAUACAAGGCUAAUUGUGCUGUUUGCAAAGCAGAUGAUAGUGGUGCAACAGCUUUAAGCUCCUCUACUUCUUGCAAAGAUUUGUAUGGAACCCAUUGCAUUGGUCUAUAUGGGAAAAUAAGAUCUUGGAAAUCUGUGGCAAUUCUGCAAAUGUUGGAAAAGCAAAUGGGGCCAGAAUCCUUCCGCAAAAUUUUGCAGAAAGUUGUCUUACGGGCUAGAGAUGCUGUCCCUGUGAGAUCUCUUAGUACGAAGGAGUUUAGGCAUUUUGCUACUAAGGUCGGAAAUCUUGAGCGCCCUUUUCUAAAAGAAUUUUUUCCUCGGUGGGUUGGUUCAUGCGGGUCUCCAAUGUUAAGAAUGGGGUUCUCAUAUAACAAAAGGAAAAAUAUAAUUGAAUUGGCGGUGCUAAGAGAGUGCACAGCUGUACCUGAUGGAAGUACAUCACUUCUUACUGAUUCUGAUAAUCGAGAUGGUGAUAUUGGAUGGCCUGGAAUGAUGAGUAUCAGAGUUUAUGAACUUGAUGGUAUGUAUGACCAUCCAGUUCUUCCGUUGGCCGGGGAAAUGUGGCAGCUUCUGGAAAUACAAUGCCACUCAAAGCUUGCUGCUAGACGCUUCCAAAAGCCUAAGAAGGGCUCAAAGCCUGAUGGCUCUGAUGAAAAUGGUGAUGCUGUAGCUGCAACAGAUAUGCGCUCCAGUUUGGAGUCUCCUCUUUUGUGGAUAAGGGCAGAUCCAGAAAUGGAAUAUCUUGCUGAAAUUCAAUGUAAUCAACCUGUACAGAUGUGGAUCAAUCAGUUAGAGAAGGACGAGGAUGUUGUUGCUCAGGCACAAGCAAUUGCAGCUUUAGAAGCUUUACCACAACUUUCAUUUUCUGUUGUCAAUGCCCUGAAUAAUUUUCUCAGUGACUCUAAGGCCUUCUGGAGAGUUCGAAUUGAGGCAGCAUUUGCAUUGGCUAAUACAGCAUCUGAGGAAAAUGAUUGGUCUGGUUUACUUCAUUUGGUGAAAUUUUACAAAAGUCGAAGAUUUGAUGCAACAAUUGGACUACCAAGGCCAAAUGACUUUCAUGAUUUUCCCGAGUACUUUGUUCUUGAGGCCAUUCCUCAAGCUGUGGCAAUGGUUAGAUCUGCAGACAAGAAAAGCCCAAGGGAAGCUAUUGAAUUUGUUUUACAACUUCUGAAGUAUAAUGAUAACACUGGAAAUCCUUAUUCUGAUGUGUUCUGGCUUGCUGCAUUGGUCCAGUCAGUGGGUCAACUUGAAUUUGGACAGCAGAGUGUUGUCUUUUUAUCAUCUCUUCUCAAGCGCAUCGAUCGGCUUCUGCAAUUUGACAGGCUGAUGCCUAGCUACAACGGGAUCUUGACUAUAAGCUGCAUCCGUACAUUAGUACAACUUGCACUAAAGCUCUCUGGAUCGAUUCAUCUUGAACAUGUUUUUGAACUUAUUAAACCAUUUCAAGAUUUUAAGACAGCAUGGCAAAUUCGAGUUGAGGCAACCAGAGCACUGCUUGAUCUGGAGUUCCACUGCCGAGGCAUUAAUGCAGCAUUGUCAUUGUUUAUGAAAUAUUUGAAGGAAGAACCAACAUUAAGAGGGCAAGCGAAACUUGCUGCUCAUGCUAUGCGGUUAUGUCAGAUACGAGACACAUCUGAUUCUAAAGAUGAUAUCAAGAAUACAACUCUUGUGGAUUUGCUUAGUCUGCUUGAAAGCCACGGUGCAUUCAACAAUAUAUAUCUUCGACACUACUUGUUCUGCAUCUUACAUAUCCUUGCAGGAAGGGUGCCGACACUUUAUGGAGUUCCCAGAGAUAAAACGUUACGUCUUGGAGAUGCCGAACUAUGCAGUGAACCAAAGAACAUAUUUGCAACACUUCUUCCAGAAACAAAGCCUCUGGAGCCUCCUAUAGACAUCACAAAAUUUGAUCUUGAUAAUGUAGCUAUUCCAGAGGCUACUAAGGAAGCAGAUACGGUUUUGAGCAAUCAUUUUCAACAGAUGGAUUUGGUCAACGUAAAUGAUGCCAAAGAACCAGAUAUUAUCUCAGACAAUCAUGAGCAGAAGACGGUCUCAGAUAAUCAGGAGCAGAGGACGGUCUCAAACAAUCCUGAGCAGAAAACAGUCUCUAGCAAUCAUGAGCAGAAAACAGUCUCUAGCAAUCAUGAGCAGAAGGCGGUCUCAAACAUGCUUGAGCAGAAGAUGGAUUUAAUCAUUCUAGAACCUUUGGGGGAACCAGAUACCAUUUCUAUUAAUCAAGAACGCAGAAAGCCGGUAGUUAAGAUUAGAAUGAAAAGAUCUGCUGCUUCCAGUAGAGCAGAGGAGGCUGAUAAUCAAACUGUUGAGAGGUCUCGAGGUGGGCAUCAUGAAACUGAUCGCAGAGCUAGCAGCUCCAUUUCUGUUGAUGCACCCCAAAGGAAUUCCACUGAAGGUGUGAGUGCAAGCAAUCAAAAUAUUGAGGAAGUCAAUUCAUGCCUUGAUAGGGGAUCAAGACUGACUGCUAGCAUUGGCAGUGCAAAAUUAGCAAGCGAUGGAGACAAUUUUGUGAAGGAACUUCAGUGUACUGCAGAUUCAAGCAAAGUGUUUGUGCGUCCUCAGCCUGAAGAUCCAUCGUCACCUAGUGUCAUGCAAGAUAACAAUGUUGACACUGGUGCACAGAAGUACGCUAGCCUACAAACCCUCUCAGUUGGGAGAUUCGAUCUUGAUGGUGGUUCAGCAGGUGUAAUGGUAUCACCUGUUCGGGCAAAAGAAAAGGAGAAAAAGAAAGAUAAGGAAAAGAAACGGAAACGGGAGGAUCAUAAAGGGAACAAGGAUGAUCCUGAAUACCUGGAACGUAAGCGGUUGAAGAAGGAGAAAAAGCGGAAAGAAAAAGAGAUGGCAAAGUGGCUUAGUGACGAGGCAAAGGCACCUCCAGUAGACAUACCCGUCAAGAAACAGGAACCCGUCAUUAAGCAAUCAAAACCAAGCGAAUCCAGUGGUUCCAAAAUGGUGAACACGAAUGUUGAAGCCAAGCCUGAGCCAUCUGAAGGUAACUCGGCUCCUAGAUUUCGUAUUAAAAUUAAGAAUAGGACGCUGAAUAAAUCGUAGUGCAACAGCAUGCCCCUUCAUUACGGAAAUUGACGGGGAUCAGUUCCCUUCAAAUUUUUGGCUUGUAAAUUCCCCGAAUGUAUAAAGUACAUUGCUUAUCUGAGAAACUCUUUAGAAUAUCAAAGAAAAAAAGAUCGAAAGAAAAGAAAAUGAUUUUCUCCA